AUGCCAGCUCAGACGUCGUGCCUGAUGUUUGAAGGGACGUGGAGAGAAGAGACUCGCAGAAAAGCAACGGCAUUUCUGUGUGACCUCAGCCAUUUCUUCCCUUCGCUCCCGUACAGGUUUGAAAAGGGGCGCAUCUACACGUUCAUCGGAGAGGUCGUCGUGUCCGUGAACCCUUACAAGUCGCUGAACAUCUAUGGGAGGGAGACCAUUGAGCAGUACAAAGGCCGCGAGCUGUACGAGAGGCCGCCGCACCUCUUUGCCAUUGCCGACGCCGCCUACAAGGCGAUGAAGAGGCGGUCCAAGGACACUUGCAUCGUGAUAUCAGGGGAAAGUGGAGCUGGUAAGACCGAAGCCAGUAAGUACAUCAUGCAGUACAUUGCGGCCAUCACCAACCCCAGCCAGAGAGCCGAGAUCGAAAGAGUAAAGAACAUGCUCCUUAAGUCCAACUGUGUCUUGGAAGCUUUUGGAAAUGCCAAAACCAACCGUAACGACAACUCGAGCAGGUUCGGGAAAUACAUGGACAUCAACUUCGAUUUCAAGGGGGACCCUAUCGGUGGACAUAUCAGUAACUACUUAUUGGAGAAGUCUCGCGUGAUUGUGCAGCAGCCAGGAGAAAGGAGCUUUCACUCUUUCUAUCAGCUACUCCAAGGAGGUUCGGAUCAGAUACUGCAUUCUCUCCACCUGCAGAAAUCCCUUUCGUCCUACAACUAUAUCCACGUAGGAGCUCAAUUAAAGUCCUCUAUCAAUGAUGCUGCAGAAUUCAAAGUAGUAGCUGAUGCCAUGAAAGUCAUUGGCUUCAAGCCUGAGGAGAUUCAGACAGUGUAUAAAAUUUUGGCUACAAUUCUUCACUUGGGAAAUUUAAAAUUUGUGGUGGAUGGAGACACGCCCCUUAUUGAGAACGGCAAGGUUGUGUCCAUCAUCGCAGAAUUGCUCUCCACCAAGACGGACAUGGUGGAGAAGGCCCUUCUCUACCGGACUGUGGCCACGGGGCGCGACGUCAUCGACAAGCAGCACACGGAGCAGGAGGCGAGCUACGGCCGGGACGCCUUCGCCAAGGCAAUAUACGAGCGCCUUUUCUGUUGGAUCGUGACCCGCAUCAAUGACAUUAUCGAGGUCAAGAACUACGACACCACGGUCCACGGGAAAAACACUGUGAUUGGAGUCUUGGAUAUCUAUGGCUUUGAGAUCUUUGACAACAACAGCUUUGAGCAGUUCUGCAUCAACUAUUGCAACGAGAAGCUGCAGCAGCUGUUCAUCCAGCUGGUGCUGAAACAGGAGCAGGAGGAGUACCAGCGGGAAGGCAUCCCCUGGAAGCACAUCGACUACUUCAACAAUCAGAUCAUUGUGGACCUCGUGGAGCAGCAGCACAAGGGGAUCAUUGCAAUCCUCGACGACGCCUGCAUGAACGUCGGCAAAGUCACCGACGAAAUGUUCCUCGAAGCGCUGAACAGUAAAUUGGGCAAACACGGGCACUUUUCCAGCCGAAAGCUCUGUGCCUCAGACAAGAUGCUGGAGUUUGAUCGGGAUUUUCGAAUUCGACAUUACGCAGGUGAUGUAGUCUAUUCGGUCAUCGGUUUUAUUGACAAAAAUAAAGACACUUUAUUUCAAGAUUUCAAGCGCCUCAUGUAUAACAGUUCAAAUCCUGUGCUGAAGAAUAUGUGGCCCGAAGGCAAACUGAGCAUUACAGAGGUGACCAAGCGACCCCUGACGGCCGCCACCUUGUUUAAGAAUUCUAUGAUCGCCUUAGUAGACAACCUUGCAUUGAAGGAACCGUAUUACGUUCGUUGCAUCAAACCCAAUGACAAGAAGUCCCCGCAGAUAUUUGAUGACGAACGCUGCCGGCAUCAGGUUGAAUAUCUGGGACUAUUGGAAAACGUGAGGGUGCGACGGGCAGGAUUUGCCUUCCGCCAGACGUACGAGAAGUUUCUGCACAGGUACAAGAUGAUCUCAGAAUUCACCUGGCCCAACCACGACCUCCCUUCGGACAAAGAGGCCGUCAGGAAGCUGAUCGAGCAGUGCGGCUUUCAGGACGACGUGGCUUACGGGAAGACCAAAAUCUUCAUCCGGACGCCCCGCACGCUCUUCACCCUGGAAGACCUCCGCGCGCAGAUGCUCGUGAGGAUCGUCCUGUUUCUGCAAAAGGUGUGGCGGGGCACCCUGGCCCGCAUGCGGUACAAGAGGACCAAGGCGGCCCUGACCAUUAUCAGAUACUACAGGCACUACAAAGUGAAGUCAUACAUCCGGGAGGUGGCCCGUCGUUUCCACGGCAUCAAGACCAUGAGAGACUACGGGAAGCACGUGAAGUGGCCAACCCCUCCGAAAGUGCUCCGCCGUUUCGAGGAGGCCCUCCAGGCAAUUUUUAACAGAUGGAGAGCCUCUCAGCUCAUCAAGAGCAUACCCGCCUCAGACCUGCCCCAGGUCAGGGCAAAGGUCGCAGCCAUGGAAAUGCUGAAGGGUCAAAGGGCUGACCUUGGGCUCCAACGGGCCUGGGAGGGCAACUACCUUGCUUCGAAGCCAGACACGCCUCAGACCUCGGGCACUUUUGUCCCCGUGGCGAACGAACUGAAGCGGAAGGACAAAUACAUGAAUGUCCUCUUCUCCUGUCACGUCCGUAAGGUCAAUCGGUUUAGUAAGGUGGAAGACCGAGCAAUUUUUGUCACUGAUCGCCACCUGUAUAAGAUGGAUCCCACGAAGCAGUACAAAGUGAUGAAGACCAUCCCUCUGUACAACUUGACUGGCCUGAGCGUCUCCAACGGCAAGGACCAGCUUGUGGUGUUCCACACAAAGGACAACAAAGACCUCAUCGUCUGCCUCUUCAGCAAGCAGCCGACCCACGAGAACCGAAUCGGGGAACUCGUUGGAGUCCUGGUGAAUCAUUUCAAGAGUGAGAAGCGCCACCUCCCAGUCAACGUCACCAACCCUGUGCAGUGCAGCCUGCAUGGGAAGAAGUGCACGGUCUCCGUGGAGACGCGGCUCAACCAGCCACAGCCCGACUUCACCAAGAACCGCUCUGGCUUCAUCCUCAGCGUGCCUGGGAACUGAUGCGCACCCAGGAGGCCUGCCUGGGAGUGGGGGCGGUGGAGCCCGGAGCCCCGCCGCCGAGCACCACAGUCCCGCUCUAAUCGCCCAUCCCGCCGCUGCCCGCUAGAAAUCAGCUCUCCAGGGCCCUGCUGGGGGGAGCCCCUCCCCUGAGGUCUCAUUCCUGGCUUUCUGCCUUUGGUCUCCAUCUUCCUCUGUCCCAACUGUCCCCAGUCCCAAACCAAUAAACCAAAGAGUCCGGUGCCCUGUCCCAGAGCCCUGGGUCCACUUCCAGGCCACGUCUCACCUCAGAGGCAACUGGAUGGCGCCUGCCUCCUGGAGGGGCCAGGUCAGGUCAGGGCGCCCUGACUCAGUGACCUGAUGCUGACCCUGUAGGAGGUGGGGUGGGGGAGCCCAUGGGACAGUGUCCCCAACCAAAGACAUGCUUCCAGGGAGGUUGGCGGAGAUGAGCUGGGGACGUAGCCCUGCUUUCUCCAUGAGCCUGUCCUGCCACCACCUUGUCCCCCAGGCGGUCACAGCCCCCGUGACUGGCUCAGGGAGCUUCUCGGCUCCUCAGUGGACCCCGUUCCCCCAGCAGCCAGCCAAAGCCACCAGGUGAGCAGGUUCACCUCUAGGACCAGCCCCUCAGCCCAGGACCCAGGGGCUGGCGGCCCGGCCUCCCCUCUCUGCUCCCGGCCCUGCCUCCUGGCACCCCCCCAGCAGGGAGCAGUGGAGAUGCUCCAAGGAUCGCCAGGCGUGCAGCCUGUGCCUGCGCCCGCCUUACACUUGGUUUUCCAGUUCGCAGGUUGCUGAUCAGAUACUGUGUCCCCCAGGCCCACACUCGAGUCAGGAACACUAGUAAGAAAAUGGAGUUGCAGGGGCUGGGGGCACUCGUGGGUAUGGAAGUUGCCCCUUUUGACACCUGUUUCAUAGUCACGUGGAGAACUAGGGCUGGAGGGGAGGGUGAGCACACGGGAACCUCGGGAACCACGAGAGAGAAAACAGAACGUGGGUCCUGGCACUGCAGGCCAGGCCAGACUGCCCACCCUCCCCCCAGAGCCCCCGCUGGGCACGCAGACCUCAUGCCAGGAGAGCAGCGCCCUCCUGCCCGUCUUGCCCAGCACGUGCCUUCAGAUACCUUCCUGAGACCACCCUCCUCCCCUGUCUCAGCUGAAGGGGACGCCGUGACCCUCUGGGCAACGUGGGCCUCCCCGCCAGGAGCCCUGACAGAUGGACAGAAUCCAGGCACCUGUGUGAAGGGGCUGGGCCCCGCCUCAGGAGGAGCCUGGCAGGGUGAGGGAGAGAGAUGCUGACAUCUUCACUUUC
Molecule: messenger RNA, 4344 nt
Organism: Miniopterus natalensis
Lineage: Eukaryota; Metazoa; Chordata; Mammalia; Chiroptera; Miniopteridae
Source: RefSeq, a predicted model, not a curated record